AUGUUAUGUGGAACAAAUCAUGAAUCAGGUUCAGGAAGGCAGAGCAAGACUAGACAACUUUUCGAAAAUCCUGUAAACUGUGGUUCUUAUCCAUUCAAAGUUGUUGACACGCCCGGUGUUGAUAGUCAGGUUGAUACAUUCAAGCAUGCUGUUCUAUUAAAAGAAGCAUUGACAGGCACACCAAUCAAUACGAUCUUCUUUGUCAUCAAAUACGACAGUCGUUUUGAUAAUAUACUAUUGGAUUAUCUUAAACUGUUGACGCCUGUAGAGAAAUAUUCGCAUAAGAUUGUUGUCAUGAUUUCUCAUAUAGAUUUAUCGAAAAGUUCAAAUAGCGAUAAAAAGGAAAUUAACGACGUAUUCAAGGAAGAAUAUCCUGAUAAAUCUUUCAAUUUUAUAUUUUAUUCAGAAAAAGAUGAUCGAUCCGAAAUAGCUGAUAUAAUGCAUUCAUACUUAUUCAAAAUGCCAGCAGAAACGCUGCAAAUAAGCGACGAAGAAUUUAAUCUCAAUUUCAAUAUUUACGAAAUGAAAGCCAAAAUCAAAGCAGCAUAUGAUAAAUUUCUACGAGAAACAAAGCAGAUCGAAGAUGAUUACACAAAUUUAAUUAAAGAUCUUAAUAAAUCCGAUAUUAACACACAAGAGAAAGAUGAAAUCCUUCACAUGAGCAUUGUAAGCUUCAAGAAUGAACUGGAAGCAUUAACGGAACAGUUUAUUGGUACACAUGGCGCUAAUAUGCAAGAACUGGAAAGUUAUGGAUUUGCUGUAAUGAUGCAAAAAGAAAAAAUCAAACUUUGUACUGAAUUCACUACAAAUGUAUCUGCUAUGAUGUCAUACAGUCUACUGGACACCACUGACCCUCGAAAUAUGAUCAAAAGAUGUCCUCAUUGUCAGGAAGUUUGGUUCAAAGUAACUGGUUGCGAUGGGUCGACUUCAUGUGGAAAGCGACCGAUGAACAGAGCUUAUGAUAUCUCGGGAAAGACAUUCUGGAGAUUUACAUUCGUACGCGUGGAGAGACGUAUACAAUGGCAGAAAAUUGAAGAGACUAAUGCUCGCAAUAAUUCACAAUUACAAACAAACAAUCCGCAAAGAAGUGAAGUCAUACGCAUUGUUUCCGAGCUUCAGCGUACACUUAGACAAAUGGAGCAAUUACUCGGGGACAUAAGAGCUCACAGUGUGUCACAGUCUCAAACAAGUAGAGAAGAAACAAGGGGUUAUCCUGAACGUGCUGUUUUGGAAUUUCGUCAUGUAUAUGAACAAAUCGGAACAUUAUACGAAUACAUAAAAACUUUGGGCGUGUUUCAGAGGCGAAGAAUUAACCGAGAAAGACGUUAUGCCGAAGAUUUCGCUUCCAGAUUUCAUCAUAUGUAUAUGGAACUCGAACAAUUACUUGCAUCCAUAAAAAAUUCCGGCAUAUUACAAUUACGAGCAGAUAUGGAAGAACGAAGAAGAGAGCACAUCCAACACAUUGCUUUCAGACUUCAUCAUACACUUCGGAGACUCGACGAAUUACUGGAAUACACACUAACUGACAACAUGUCACAGUCUGCAUCAGACACCAAAGGAGUAGGUUGUGGCAAGAGUUUUGUUUGGAAAGAUCAGCCUGCAGUCGAAGAAGAGAAGAUUAAAGAAUUAUUUCAAGUGAAAACAAUUGAAGAAAUAAAAGAAAUUAUUCGAAGAAAUGAUUAUCGACAAAUGCGAGCUGAAUAUGAAAGAAAUAUCGACAGUCGUCGUUUCACGUGA
This is a messenger RNA of Adineta ricciae, 1737 nucleotides long. The record is from the annotation of a GenBank genome assembly. Lineage: Eukaryota; Metazoa; Rotifera; Eurotatoria; Adinetida; Adinetidae.